AUGUUCGAUCCUGUUCAUUCUUUGCAAAAUCCGAGAAGAAAUCCUCUCAACAAUGAUGAAGAUGAAGACGAUGAGAUGGAAAAUCAGGAGGUACAUCCGUAUGGAGAUAUAGGUGGAGAAGAGGAAGAAGAGGACGGAUCUUCUGCUUUUCAUGAUAUUUUCAGCAACGAUCCAGACUUUGAAAAGGUAACACCAAAAUCGCGCAUUGCCAACCCUUUUACCUCAUCGGUUGCAAAGAUUGCCAAACAAAAAGUGCUGAUGAUGAUGGAAAAGAUGGGCUAUAAAGUAGGAGAGGGUUUGGGUAAGACUAAUCAGGGAAAUGUGAGCGCCGUAGAGCCUCAACAACAACAAGGAAGAGCAGGAUUGGGCAGUGCUUCAACGCAACAUUAUUCAUCCAAUCUGCCUGAACAUUUUACUAUUCAAACUCAUGACCCCGAUUUAACUGAUUAUCCAUUCAAGGAAGAUGCUUCAUGGUUGAGUUGCUCGGAACCUUUAUCUGAUGGUGCACCAGAAUUUUCAAUUGUCAGGCCCGAUAAUACAACAUUGGAUUUAUCUGUGUCAAUGAGUAGCAAUGGACAAAAGUAUGUCGAAGGUAACCUGUCUCCAUUUGUUAAUGUUCAACAGGUUCAACAAAUCUUUGAUUUAAAAUCCCAAUUUGAUUCUGUUGAUGAUAAGAUAUUCACUGACGCUAGAUAUAGGUCAAAUCCCUAUGAAAGAAUUGGAAGGUCAAUUUUUCAAAACAGAGCAGCAAUUAAAUUGGCCAAUAUUGACCGAAUUUCUGAUUUAACAAGCUUCGAAGGACUUCCUAGACUACCUGAAGAAAACGGUAUUUUAUAUUUUGCUGAUAUUUGCGCCGGCCCUGGAGGAUUCACAGAAUAUCUAUAUUAUAGAUUCAAGACUGAAAAAGCUAAAGGAUGGGGUUUUACAUUGAAAAAUAAGAAAGAUGAUUGGAAAUUGAAUAGAUUCAACUCAGAAUCACCACAUGACAAUUUUGAAGUUUAUUACGGCGAAGAUGGAACAGGAGACAUGACGAAGAAUGAAAACAUUCGCGCCUUGAGCAAAGUGAUUGAUCAAGGACAAAUGGAAGAGGUGUGGCUCUUGUCACUGCCGAUGGUGGAUUUUCUGUUCAUGGGGUGGAAAACUCACAAGAAUAUCUCACUCAUCAGCUUGUACUUUGUCAAGUUUUGA
Molecule: messenger RNA, 1188 nt
Organism: Naegleria lovaniensis
Lineage: Eukaryota; Heterolobosea; Eutetramitea; Acrasida; Naegleriidae
Exons: 1
Coding region: 1-1188 (395 amino acids)
Biological process (GO): 7-methylguanosine mRNA capping
Cellular component (GO): nucleus; cytoplasm
Molecular function (GO): methyltransferase cap1 activity; nucleic acid binding
Source: RefSeq, a predicted model, not a curated record